Molecule: messenger RNA, 1174 nt
Organism: Lytechinus variegatus (green sea urchin)
Lineage: Eukaryota; Metazoa; Echinodermata; Echinoidea; Temnopleuroida; Toxopneustidae
Product: putative protein TPRXL
Exons: 2
Coding region: 418-978 (186 amino acids)
Source: RefSeq, a predicted model, not a curated record
GUCGUAAUUAUGUUGUGAAUUGUAUAAUGUAUAUACUUCAUUCAAACUGCUCAUUUUGAACAUUGGCUGAAAAGGGGCUAAUUAGUUUUACAUGCCUACACUACCUGAAAUUGUCAGUGUUUCAUCCUGACACAUAAUGUCUCUGGGGCAUUAAGGGACACAAAUAUCCUGACUGGGUUUUACAGUUGUGCAACAGAUUAGAGGAGCCGUUGAAGGCUAGCGGGAAGUUUGGGAACCCUAGUCUAACAACUAAUGAAAAUUGAACAUUCAUCAAUUAGUUUAUUAAUUGUGAAUGUUCUGUUUCAGAAAUGUUUCUGUUACAGAUGAUGGAACUGAGAGAAGGAGAAAACAGCUUUAGUUACUUCAUCUCCAGAUGUCAUAUUGAAUAGCCUGCAGUUACUGUCCAUUUACAACUUCAUGGGUAAGCACAGAAAAGAAGCAAGAAGGGCAUAUUUGAAAAGAAGAAGAUCAGCAAUGAGAGAAACAAAAUUAGCUGGGAAUGAUUUGGAUGAUACCCAAAUGAGUCACAUGAAAAUUGAUAGCCCAGCUAAUGAAGAUAACAGCCAUUGCAUCCAAACCAAAAUGACUGAAAAACACACCCCUUUAUUCUGUACGCCGCCAAAGUCAAAGUCAUCAUCAGCACUGCUACCAUCAUCGUCAAAGUCAUCAUCAGCACUGCUACCAUCAUCAAAUAUGUCAAAUUCAUCAGCACUGCUGCCAUCAUCAAAUACGUCGAAUUCAUCAGCACUGCUACCAUCGUCGUCAAAUACGUUGAAGUCAUCAGCGCUGCUACCAUCAUCGUCAAAUACAUCUAAGUCAUCAGCACUGCUAGCAUCGUCGUCAAAUACGUCAAAGUCAUCAGCACUGCUACCAUCAUUGUCAAAUACAUCUACAUAUACGCAGCCCAGAUACAGCAUGCAGGUCAGUAUAUACAGAGUUGCCUGCAGUAGUAACUGGCAACCUGCAGGAUCAGAAUGACAUUUACAAUUUUACUGAUGAAGACGGAGUGGAAGAUAUGGAAGGUGGAGAGAGAGAGGUACAAACAGGGCAGAAUGAAAAAGGCACGCCAGGAGAACAUAAUGAAGGCGAAGGAGGUGAAGAACAUAAUGAAGGCGAACCAAGUGAAGAACAUAAUAAAGGCGAAGCAAGUGAAGAACAUAAUGAAGGCGAAGCA